CUUCUCGGCCUGUCCGGUCAAGUACAGCACCCAGAAGACUCUGCUGGUUCGCAAUGUCGGUAACCGGGCAGCUCAUUACCAGCUGAGCACCCAGAGUCCUUUCUCCGUGGUUCCGACCACGGGAACUCUGGGCGCUGGCGACAGCAUGCGGGUGACAGUGGGAUUUCACCCGCUGACGACCGGUGACCAUUCCGGGUGGCUGUGCUGCAACACCGGUGAAGAAACUAUCCACACAGAGCUCCACGGAGAAGCUGGAGCUGUCCGUGUUGGGUUGAGCACAAAUUUCGUGGAGGUUGAGACGACUUUCAUCACCAUGUCCAACCACGCAACCAUGUUCAUUAAAAACAGGAGUAACGUCACGGCUCACUUCCAGUGGAAGGCUUUUCCUACUGAGGAAGAAGAGAAUAGAGAGAAGAGGAGGCAGUGUCGUUUUCUUCAGCCAUGGACAGAGAUGUGGCCGGAAGAUUUGACGGAGGAGGAAAAAACAGAGAAGGAGAAGGGCUCUUGUGAAGAUUACACUGCCCUCCCGAGCAACACGGUCCCGGAGGAGAUAGCAAAGGUGCAAGAAGACCCCAUGCUGUUCUCCGAUGACAUUUUUUCCAUUGAGCCAGUGGAGGGAGUAAUUGGGCCGAAUUGUUCGGCUAAAAUCAAGGUGACCUUCAAACCCCUAGAGGAACUGGAGUACCAAAGUGUGGCUUACUGCAGCAUCUCAGGCUGCGAGAGCAGGCUGCCCCUGUGCCUCACAGGGGAAGGCCACGGACCUUUGGUUGAACUCAGCUGUCGUGCACUGAACUUUGGCAACGUUCCUGUCAACACCCCCCACGUUUAUGAGGUGAAGCUGAUUAACCAAGGAGCUAUUGAUGCUCCCUUCACCUAUAUCCGUUCAACUGCAAACGUGGGCUUCUGCUUCAAGUUUGCACCCGAGGAGGGCAUCAUUGCACCAGGUGGGACCCAGACGAUCCAGGUCUCCUUCAGUGCCACCGUGCAGGGGAGGUUUGAGGAAGAAUUCCAGUUCAGUGUGGCUGGAUCUCCUACGUCUGCAAUCCUGACUAUCAUGGGGUGUGUCACCGGACUGAGUUCACACUUUGACCUCAAUAAGCUCGACUUCAAGGACAUCUCCUCUGGCUCUCGCAACACCAAGACCCGUUGCCUCACUCACACCUCCUCGGUGUCCCGUAUCGCCCUUUGGGGAGAAGCCCACUUCCCAAAUCUCCAAAUCCAGCCCAGCAGGCUGGAGUUCGUGGGUGGCACUGAAGGAGUGCGCUCUCUGGAGAUGACCAACUGCAGCUCUCUUCCCGUCAAGUACCGCUGGUCAUUCCGCUCGGAGGACAAGCUGGGAUAUGAGCCUUACCCACUUAAAUUCAAACCCCAACCACCAAAGGAGCAGAGAACCUGUUUGGAUUCCUCGGCAUAUAAAAGGAGGUUCCUGAUUAGAAAGGAGGAGGCAGGCAAAGCCCUGAAAGAAGUGCAGGACUUUGCCCAGUCUUUAGGAGCAGAGGCUUUCAGCAUCCUGCCGCUGUCAGGCGUGCUGCAGCCAGGACAGAGCCAGCAGGUCUCCUUCACCUUCUCUGGCCACCGGGACGUCCUCGGCGGUGUGAAGGCGCUGUGCCGCGUGGAGGGAGGCCCCACCUACGAGGUGGAGCUGAUCACCUCAUGCGUCAGCUACUCCCUGAGCCUCUGGGAGAUCGACUGUGGCUCUCAGAUGUUUAAUGAAAUUGGUCACAGCACGGUCACCCUGGAGAACACUGGCAGGAUUGAAUUCAGCUGGGUGCUAAAGCCUAGCACUGCCGACCAGCAUCUGCCUGGCGUGUUUCUGGUCAACCCCACCACUGGCUCCAUGGCACCUGGCGAGAAGCAAGCGCUGAAAUUCUCUUACAUGCCAGGAUUACCAGGAGCUUUCAGCAGGAUUUACCAGCUGAAAGUGGGUGACCUGGAGCCGAAAAAUAUCCUCCUGAAAGGAGAAGCGUCCUUUCCCGUGAUCACCGUGAACCUGCCCUGGAACACCAAAGAAAAUGAAAAAUAUGAGCAGCCACUGAAACAGCAUGUAAAACACCUGCAACAGUACAGCCAGAGGAAUAAAUCAGAAAUUGUUCAGAAGACUCAGAGCCUGAAGACUGACACCUUGAAGUCUCAGACCCUGAAAACUCAGACUCCAAAGACUCAGACCUCGGAGACUCGGGAUCCAAAGACUCAGGACCUGAAGCCCCGCGUGCCUGGCUCUGGCAUUGUACUUCCUGGCUAG
Messenger RNA from Vidua macroura (Pin-tailed whydah), 2242 nucleotides. RefSeq names its product hydrocephalus-inducing protein homolog. Gene Ontology annotation, biological process: axonemal central apparatus assembly; cilium movement. The record is from RefSeq and is a predicted model, not a curated record. Bases 146 to 2242 code for a protein of 698 amino acids. The transcript is spliced from 15 exons. Gene Ontology annotation, cellular component: axoneme. NCBI's taxonomy places the organism in Eukaryota, Metazoa, Chordata, Aves, Passeriformes, Viduidae.